UUGUUGCGCGCGACUUAUCAAGCCUCCCACGUUUACUCGACUACCCUUCGACCACCAGCAGCGAGACGUAGUCGGUAACGCCACCACCGAGAUAAACCUAUCGGCCUCCCCUACCGCAGUGGAGGUUGACAGCUCGAAAAUCGCAGUACCAUCGCGUACACCGAGUACAGUGCCCGCGAAUGCGAGAUACAUCAGCGUACGCCGUCGGCACGUCACGAUGUUACUCGCGGUGAUCGCGCUUCUCUGCGCCGGCACCAAUGCCGAUGUUUUCACCAACACGUUCCUCGUAAAAAUGAGGCAGCCCGCGGAGAGACAAGUCGCCGAUCGCGUGGCUACUAGGAAUGGAUUCGUCAAUCUUGGACCGAUAUUGGGCAGUCAGACGGAAUAUCAUUUCGUGCACAGGGCCUUGUCUCAUGCGCGGAGCAAGAGAUCCGUGCCGCAUAUGAGAAGACUCAAGGUAGAUCCCAUGGUGCAUACUGCGGUACAGCAGCCUGGAUUCAAAAGAGUGAAGAGAGGGUAUAAGCCCUUGAGCGUGGAUAAUCUCGUGCCGCUUUACCAAAUAAAAAAUCCAGCGAAUCCAGGCAAUAAGGAUCCAUGUGAUCCUUAUUUCCAGUAUCAAUGGUAUCUGAAGAACACCGGCCAAAACGGAGGGAAACCGAAAUUGGAUCUGAACGUGAAGGCAGCUUGGGCACAGGGAGUUACAGGAAAAAACGUGACCACGGCUAUCAUGGACGAUGGUGUCGACUACAUGCAUCCGGACUUGAAGUAUAACUACAAUGCCAAAGCUUCUUACGACUUUAGCAGCAACGAUCCUUAUCCAUAUCCAAGAUACACCGACGAUUGGUUCAAUAGUCACGGGACCAGAUGCGCCGGGGAGGUGGCAGCGGCGAGGGACAAUGACGUGUGCGGCGUGGGCGUUGCGUACGAUUCGAAAGUCGCCGGGAUCCGUAUGCUGGAUCAGCCUUACAUGACGGAUCUGAUCGAGGCGAACAGCAUGGGACACGAACCUGACCUUAUAGACAUUUAUAGCGCCUCGUGGGGACCGACGGACGACGGUAAAACCGUCGACGGGCCGCGAAACGCGACGAUGAGGGCGAUCGUCCGCGGCGUUAACGAGGGUAGAAAAGGGUUGGGUAACAUAUACGUGUGGGCGUCCGGCGACGGCGGCGAGGAGGAUGAUUGCAACUGCGAUGGUUACGCGGCGAGCAUGUGGACUGUCAGCAUUAACAGCGCCAUCAACGAUGGGCAAAACGCUCAUUACGACGAGAGCUGUUCGAGCACCCUGGCCUCGACGUUUAGCAACGGCGCCAAGGAUCCUAAUAUAGGGGUGGCCACCACUGAUCUUUAUGGAGAAUGUACAACGACACACAGCGGAACGUCGGCUGCGGCACCGGAGGCAGCGGGAGUGUUCGCGCUCGCCCUCGAGGCCAAUCCGCAAUUGACUUGGCGCGAUAUUCAACAUCUGACAGUGUUAACAUCGAAAAGGAACUCGUUAUUCGAUGCGAAGGGUAGAUUUCAUUGGACUAUGAACGGGGUGGGUCUGGAAUUCAACCACUUAUUCGGUUACGGCGUACUAGACGCUGGGGCGAUGGUCGCCUUGGCGAAGAAAUGGAAAACCGUGCCACCGCGGUACCAUUGCGAGGCUGGUUCCGUGCUCGAAACUCAAGAAGUGACGAGCGAUCGAUCGAUCCUGUUGAAAAUAAAGACUGAUGCCUGCGCUGGUACCGAGUACGCCGUCAACUAUCUGGAACACGUGCAAGCGGUAAUUUCCGUGAACGCGUCGCGCCGCGGCGAUCUCGAGCUAUUCCUGACUUCUCCCAUGGGAACCAGGUCAAUGAUUCUCAGCCGCAGGAUAAAGGACGACGAUCAUAGGGACGGCUUCACCAAAUGGCCGUUCAUGACCACGCAUACCUGGGGAGAGUAUCCUCAGGGCACUUGGUUGUUAGAGGUGAGCUUCAAUACUCAGAAACCCCAACGCGGAUGGAUCCGUGAAUGGACCCUGAUGCUACACGGCACUAGAGAGCCACCGUACACCGGACUUCCGGCUGCGGAUCCUCAUUCGAAAUUGGCAAUCGUGAAGAAGGCCCACGAGGAGCGAUCGACUUCGAUGUAACGACUGAGGACACUGAGAGAUGUUUCAACGCGACUAGUCUUUAUUAUUUAAACGAAAUCUCAUUUCUACGGGCAGACAGGAACAGUCGAGUGUAUUACGUAACUCCUUAUGACAAUCCUUACUUUCCAGUUCUGCCGAUUGUUUUCUGUGAUAAGAUCAGUUCUGAUCACAGUUUCUCGUAGCAGCUUAUUACUUUUUAUUUUCUCGAUGGAUCUUACAAUUAGUAAUUCUCAUUAGAGAUUUAAUCAGGAAUUCAAUUGGUGCCAUAUCCACUUUGAACGACUCGUUAUAGUUAUCUCGAUAAAUGAUUCAUAUUCUAUUUGUUAGUUAAUCGUGUUAGAGAAAUUGAAUAUAUAAAGAAAAAGAGGAAUCCUUUCGUUGAAAGAAAGUGAACGAAGAGAAGGCAUCUUCAUUUUUAAGAUUGCCGAAGUGUCUCGGUUGGGAACAAAUAAAUCAUUCGCAAGCUGUCCUCGCAACUCGACGAGCCCGUCCGUCUCAUACCGAUUAAAUCAAUAGAUUUAGCUGAGUUCUUUUUAGCGCGUGUCGAGUUGGGAGGUGAUAACAGUGGGUCCACGCGUGUCAACAGGUUCUCCGAAGUGUUUCAACACUUUUGCACGAUAUAUUUACUAUAAACUAUUUAAAAUUUAAGUAUAUACACGUACGUACAGUCGAAUCUGAAACAGGAAUUAAAUAAAGAAAGAAUUUUUCUUUUCGGCAUAAAUCUUGAAUACUUCAGACUCGCAGUUUUUAUACGGAGGACUCUUAGGCUGUCAAGCCUGUGUAUUUUUUCCUCUUAAAUCUCUAAGCACGCGUCGAGCAUGCUUAAGCGUGAUCUACUCACAUAUCCAUAAAUAUCGGACCCUAAAUACGACGCACAACGUGAUAAGGACUUUUUACAAAAUUCAACAGCGACGAAACAUAUUAUACAUCAGUAGUGGAAGUCAAAGACUUCGAAAUCCUUAGACGCCUUUGCGUCUGUACAUACAAUUAUAAAUCGAGAAGGUCUACUUGUCGUUUACACGCGUGGAAACCAGUUCGAGACACGCGAUCCAAUUUUGAUUUUCACGGCGGAUUCAACUGAACAAGAAUAAUGUUACUUUCUGAAUAGAGAAGAGACUCGGCAGGUUGCUUGUUUAUUCGCUGACUAAACGCUAUCUCGUGAAUUAUCGUCGAUCUAUGUGCUUUUGUAAGGUAAACGGGAUAAUUACUCUGAUGGCUUUCAACACAAAUCUAUAAGUUGAACUAUGAAUUCCUAAUUUCAUUUUUUAAACAAUAUUUAUGUCUCUUGAUUGGAAGAUUAAUUAAACUGAUUAUUAUUUGUAUUAAAAAUGGGUUUGCGUUGGAAGCUAUCAGUCUCAUUGGAUAAAAUGCUCCCUUCGGAGGGACACCCAUCAGUAUUAGAUCCAUCUACCAUUAAUUAACUAAACCGACGACUCUUGUCGACUAGGUGAUAACCGUAAGAUUAUUUCGGAUCAACGUGCACGAAAGAAAACACUCGACGGUGAGACUGGGAUCGCGUGCGUUCCACGUGGACCACGAGGUUGGGCUCCCGGUUUCACAUGAGAGUUUUCCCAGUGAGAAGAAACGUUCCAUGUAUUUACACGAUCUCUGUAUAUGUGUGCUCGUCGUACAAAGGAGCCUCCUUGUUUUGAUCCCGUGGAUUCGAGGAUAGAACGAUACUAAUUGGAAAAAUCGAGCCGAGCUUAGAGAGGAGGGGGCAGUUAACGUUAUACCAUAAGAUAUCAAUUCUCGAAGGAAGUAAUUACUUUGCCGGUGCUCGCCGCACUGCUACUCACUCGAUUUCAGAGACAGGAAAGAGGAUGCGUGUGUGAGAGAAGAUACAUAAUAUAGGAACCAAAAAAAAAAUCGUGUAGAUACUCUAGAUACUUAGAGAGUUUUGAAGUUACGCAUAAAGGAAUGAACGUCAACAGGAAAUGAAUAUACAUAUAUUAUAUAUAUAUACAUAUAGUUGAAGUGAAAAAUUUAAUCAACCUUAUUCUGUACGUGAUGUACGUGGAUGAAUAAAAUCUUUAUUUUUUGGCCUG
This is a messenger RNA of Ceratina calcarata, 4158 nucleotides long. RefSeq names its product prohormone processing protease amontillado (gene amon). Lineage: Eukaryota; Metazoa; Arthropoda; Insecta; Hymenoptera; Apidae. Gene Ontology annotation, biological process: peptide hormone processing. The transcript is spliced from 12 exons. The record is from RefSeq and is a predicted model, not a curated record. Gene Ontology annotation, cellular component: membrane; neuron projection. The coding region runs from base 218 to 2113 and encodes 631 amino acids. Gene Ontology annotation, molecular function: serine-type endopeptidase activity.